Molecule: messenger RNA, 763 nt
Organism: Syzygium oleosum
Lineage: Eukaryota; Viridiplantae; Streptophyta; Magnoliopsida; Myrtales; Myrtaceae
Product: upstream activation factor subunit spp27-like
Exons: 2
Coding region: 91-552 (153 amino acids)
Cellular component (GO): nucleus
Source: RefSeq, a predicted model, not a curated record
UCCUUGCAGUCGCGGCGACGGCUACGAAGGCGACCCAUCUCCCUCUCCUUCGUUUGAAGCCGAGAAGAGAACCCCACUGAGCCCUUAGCCAUGUCGUUCUCGUCGUCCACCGCUUCUAGGGUUUUCAGGGGCUGCAGGGCCCUCCUGGCCCCCGCCAAGCCCGCCGCCGCCGCUGCUGCCGGUGGUGCUGAUGCUGCUGCCGCCGCCGCGAAGGCCUCCAAGGCCGCGGCGAAGCCGAAGCCGAAGAAGGCGGCGAGCGGCGGCGGCGGGGGGGAGGCCUCGCCGAAGGCGCCGAGCCGGCCGUCGGGGAUACAGAAGGUGACCCCCGUCUCGCCGGCGCUCGCCCGGUUCCUCAACGCCGGCGAGGCCUCCCGCGUCCAGGCCGUCAAGCAGAUUUGGGCCUACAUCAAGAGGGAAGGCCUCCAGGAUAGCAUUAACAAGCGAGAGAUUAAUUGUGAUGAGAGGCUGAAGACCCUAUUCGAGGGGAGAGAGAAAGUUGGGUUCCUGGAGAUUGGUAAGCUGCUGUCCCGUCAUUUUGUGAAGACCAGCUGAAGCUGCUUCGGAGCACCGCGUCUUCACGAAUCUCGUCUUUGGAUUAAUACUGUCCAUGGUGCAGCAAUCAUUUUGACUGUGUCGAUGACUUUUCAGGUGUUGUCUCUAACUGUUGUGGCUACCUCUGGUUGUGAUAUUUGGACUUGGUUUCGAACUUUGCUGGACUUUGUAAGAUGUCUUAGGAAAUGAAUUGUUAGGUACUUUUGUGCAA